This is a messenger RNA of Lodderomyces jiufengensis, 570 nucleotides long. RefSeq names its product Arf family GTPase (gene SAR1). The record is from RefSeq and is a predicted model, not a curated record. NCBI's taxonomy places the organism in Eukaryota, Fungi, Ascomycota, Pichiomycetes, Serinales, Debaryomycetaceae. Gene Ontology annotation, molecular function: GTPase activity; GTP binding. The coding region runs from base 1 to 570 and encodes 189 amino acids. The transcript has 2 exons. Gene Ontology annotation, cellular component: COPII vesicle coat; endoplasmic reticulum exit site. Gene Ontology annotation, biological process: vesicle organization; intracellular protein transport; membrane organization.
AUGUGGAUUUUUGAUUGGUUCCAAGAUGUUUUAGCCUCAUUAGGUUUAUGGAAUAAACAUGCAAAAUUAUUAUUUCUUGGUUUAGAUAAUGCAGGUAAAACAACUUUAUUACAUAUGUUAAAAAAUGAUAGAUUAGCAACUUUACAACCAACUUUACAUCCAACAUCAGAAGAAUUAGCUAUAGGAUCAGUUAGAUUUACAACAUUUGAUUUAGGUGGACAUCAACAAGCUCGUAGAUUAUGGAAAGAUUACUUCCCGGAAGUUAAUGGUAUUGUAUUUUUAGUUGAUGCUGCUGAUCCUGAAAGAUUCGCUGAAUCGAAAGCUGAAUUAGAAUCAUUGUUUAAAAUUGAAGAAUUAAGUCAAGUUCCUUUCGUUAUUUUAGGGAACAAAAUUGAUGUACCUACUGCAGUUGGUGAAAUGGAAUUGAAGAAUGCAUUAGGGUUAUAUAAUACUUCUGGUAAAGAUUCAAAAGUUGCUGAUGGUUCAAGACCAAUUGAGGUUUUUAUGGUUUCAGUUGUUAUGAGAUCAGGAUAUGGAGAAGCAUUCAAAUGGCUUUCACAAUAUAUAUAG